Molecule: messenger RNA, 1287 nt
Organism: Aaosphaeria arxii CBS 175.79
Lineage: Eukaryota; Fungi; Ascomycota; Dothideomycetes; Pleosporales
Exons: 6
Coding region: 1-1287 (428 amino acids)
Source: RefSeq, a predicted model, not a curated record
AUGGACAUUGAUGAGCGUAUCGAAUUGGUGAAGAAGGUCCAGGGCGAGCUCUGGGAGGACCGUCUGAACGAAGCCUAUCGAAGUGGCCGCCUUUGUGCAUGGGCGUCAAGCUUCCAUCACGAUCGCCUCCCCUGCGAGCUUUCAGACAAUACCCUUCUUUACGGUUCUGACGGCACCACCUGGCUGCUUCGGCUCCCGCGAAUUGGUAAGGUCCAUGAUAGCUAUGCUGACGAGAAGGUCGCCGUGGAGGUUGCUGCCAUCAAUCUCAUACGACGUGACACCACAAUACCAGUUCCAAAGAUCGAGGCCUGGGGGCUUGCAGCACAAAACCCUCUCGGCCUAGGUCCAUUCAUCAUUAUGGAAUCCAUCCAGGGGCGGCACCUCAGCGACGACGAGAUCGAGACCAUCUACAGGCAGUUUGCCAGCAUCCUCCUUCGGCUUUUCAAGCUCGACUUUGACCGUAUUGGCAGCCUCGACCCUCCAAGCCCCGAACUUCGCUUGCCAACGCGGCCGCUGACUUGGAAGGUCCAUGAUAUCCUCCAGACUGGAGGGAUCGACAUUACCUAUACGCUCCUUUGGCACUAUCUUAGCUUUUCAUCGACAACUGAAUACUUCAAAUACGUAGCGGAGCAAGAUUGGAAACAGCUUGUCCAACAACCAAGUUCAACAUACGGCCAGUAUGACGCCAUGGCUAAAUACCGAACCUUUAGUAUUCUCAAGUCCUUGAUACCGGACUUUUUUCACAGCAACUUCGACCGGACUAAGUUCAAGCUCAUCUGCGACGACCUUGGCGCAGCGAAUCUGAUGAUUAGAAGUCGGCAGGACCUUACCAUUAUCGGCAUUGUUGACUUCGAAUGGUCCUAUAUUGGCCCAGCCCAGCUCUUCGGCUCGGCCCCUUGGUGGCUUCUCAUGGACCGGCCGACAGAUCAGGCCUGGGACUGCUACCAAGGGGAGCCAACUAAAUUGCUACCCGUUACUUUAACAGAAGAAGAGGCAAAAACCCCGGGUCAUGAGGAAAACGAGCUCUCGCACCUCGUCCAUUGGUCAGAACACUCAGGCGCCAUGUGGCUCCAUAUGCUCCUCACGACUGGCUUCAACGAUCCCUGUUCAUUCCCUUUGACGAAGCUGAUACAGCAUGUAGGUGCUGGUGAGUGGGAAAGGCGCGAGAGAGAACUCGACGAGGACGAGUACAACCGUGACCUACAGAAGAUCGAGGAACACUCUGUUCUCAUGGCCGAAGGAAAGAUAAGGAAGGAGGACUUCGUUGCUAUGCAUUCUCUUUUUUGA